Panthera uncia (snow leopard) is the source of this 1858-nucleotide messenger RNA. RefSeq names its product chromosome C1 C1orf87 homolog (gene CC1H1orf87). Lineage: Eukaryota; Metazoa; Chordata; Mammalia; Carnivora; Felidae. The transcript is spliced from 11 exons. Bases 198 to 1577 code for a protein of 459 amino acids. The record is from RefSeq and is a predicted model, not a curated record.
UGCGUCCUUAGCGACCCGGCGGUAGCAGCCCCGCCUGCGCGCUGGGCCGGGUGAUUGGCCCGACUCCUGGCCUCCAAUCCCCCGCCCCACCAUGUUCCCCCGCAGGCUGUCUCAGGUCGCGAUCCUGGGAGAGCACAGACCGAGUAUCCCUGAGCUGCCUGGGUGGGGAAACGCCGCCUCGGGGGAUUUUGAGAAGCAUGUCUUCUGUUUGGAAGACUACGUGUGGAUCAGAUGCAGUGCCUGAGAUGGUGGUGAAAAUCAUUGGAAGUAAACACUUUCGGUACCUCGUGGAGAAGCCAGAGAUCAAGGAAAAUGAGAACUUGAAGGCAGAAACUCAAACAAUACUCCAGAAAUCCAUGAUUGGUAGUGCAAGACAGAUGAGCAGAGACUCCCCAGCUCCUACUAAUCCUACUGAUCAUCAAAUCAACCAUGACCCAGAGGAUGAGGAAGAAAACAAGCACCAAGAGAACAACCAGAGCCCAGAGCACAACCAGAAAUUCCUCACAGGAGCACUCACAAGCAGAUUUCUGGAUGGCAAAAUUCCCAUCCAGGCAAAUGCCCAUUGUAGCUCAGUACCAACUGGAGACCAGUCCCUAUCCUAUAUCCAUGGCCUCCCCGGGAGAAACCUCAGAGACUGGUCUUUGGAACAGAUGGCAAGGGACAGCUCUGACCAACCUAAAGUGAGCUACGGAAAACUCCUCUGGUUUUUAAAAGCUGCAGCUUCAGGUGACCCCCAGCAAAGCCAAAGAGUUGUGGGCAGCAACUGGAACAAGAGUCAGAGUUAUCACGAUCAUGGCCAAGGUACUGCUCAUCAGGAUGCCAGCCCACAGUCAGAAGUGAGCAAGAGCCUGUCAGAGAUCUUGAUGGCACUAAGGACAACUAAUGGGAAACUCAACAUAGAGAACCUCAGUCGGAAUUUUCAAAAAGAAGAUCGCUCGUUCUCUGGCUCCCUGCCCCUACCCAAGGUCAGGGCUAUAUGCGGAAAACAUGGAUUGUAUCUGACUUUGAGUUUUCUGGAAACAUUGCUAAGCCACCAGAAUUUGGGUUAUCAUGGUGAAAUAAAAUGGCAGAAUUUUGUUGAACUGUUGAGUAAAGCUUCCUCCGAUUUGCCACAUGAUUUGCCUACAGGAAAGAAAGCAAAAGAAACCUCUGCCACUACCAUGCAGGCUGAAGUUGCUAAGAUAUCUCAAGGCAGAACAGAACAUAUGAAAAUUCCAGAAGAGGAGCUGCAACCAGAAAACCCUCCUGCUGAGAUUUCAUCCCCCAAAGAUCCCCUGAAAGCUUUGAAGGUCAGGCCAAUCUCACAGCCUCUCGUGACUCCAAUGAUGAAGAACGAGCCUGAAGAAUAUGAGACAUGGACUGACAAGUUCAGGAAGCUGGAAAAUGCCCUCUACCUGUGUGACCUGACUAAUACAGGAGUCCUGGAAAAGGAACGGGCCAGACGCCUCAUUCACAACUACAAUCUCAUUUACAACCUAUCCCUGAGCCCUCGGAAAAUCGACCAAGCCUUGAGGAGAUUCCGUGCGGGAGAAAAUAUGCUCUUGGAGCCAGCACUCCAGUACUUAAAGGAGCUAUGAUAACAAACCCAUAUUGUGAGAACAGAUGUUUCCUUUUUCUUCCUUUCUACCCAGACACGUGUUUCUCCCCAGCCCAUGCAUAGUGGUGGAGACACUGUCACAGAGUCAAGGCCGAUGCAGCAACUGAAGAUGCUUUGGACUUGGGCUUCAUUUCUAGCUAUGAUACUCCCUGAUAGGCAGCUCAGAGUGACCUGAGAAAACCAGGUUUCCUCUCCCGAGGUGGCAAGAACCCAAUUUCUUAAAACCCCCUUUUAUUCCAAUAAAGCUCCUUAUGAACAUUA